Verticillium alfalfae VaMs.102 is the source of this 987-nucleotide messenger RNA. RefSeq lists its product as hypothetical. Lineage: Eukaryota; Fungi; Ascomycota; Sordariomycetes; Glomerellales; Plectosphaerellaceae. The record is from RefSeq and is a predicted model, not a curated record. The coding region runs from base 1 to 987 and encodes 328 amino acids. The transcript has 3 exons.
AUGUCGGCCGACGACCAGCAAUUUCUGGACGUCCUCUCGUCCCUGCCCAACCACAUCCGCCGGUACUCCGACGACAUUGCCAACCAGAUCAAUAGCCAGGUCGACAGGGCUGCCGAAGUCGUCCGCGACACUCUAUCCUCAGCACAAUGGAUUCCCGACUCUGUGCGCCCGACGCCAGUGUCUCGUUCCGUACCCAUCGAGGUCAUCGCUGUGACGCGCUACGAACAAGUUCGGGACUGGAUGUCUCGGAACAAGCUCGUCACGGGCGCUGCUGUCGCCGUCUUUGGCGUUGUCGUCUACAAGACGUACAGGAGUAGUAGUCUCUACCGUAAGACGAGGAGAGCCAAGCGUGCGAGGAACGGUGGUCGCCUGGAGGUUGUCGUCAUCGCUGGUUCGCCGACCUUGCCUCUGACGAGAUCGCUGUCGCUGGACAUGGAGAGGAGAGGGUUCAUCGUCUUUGUCGUUUGUAAUGCCGUUGAAGACGAGUCCAUGGUACACAACAUGUCGAGGCCGGAUAUCAAGCCGUUGACGAUCGAUGCCACCGACCCCCCAAGUGCCGGCAGCGCUAUCGAACGGUUUGCUCAGUACCUCCAGUCACCGCAUGCUCCAGCACCCAAGACGAAACCGAAUUUCCUCGAGCUCAAGUCCGUCAUCCUGAUUCCGUCUCUCAACUACCAGACCUCUCCCAUCGCCACCAUCCCACCCUCCAGCUUUGCCGACCUCUUCAACACCCACCUCCUGCACCCCAUCCUCACAAUACAGGCCUUUCUUCCCCUUCUCACAGCUCGCCUCAGCCCAGCCGGCGAGAAGUGGCACCCGCCCAAGGUCAUGGUCUUCACCCCCUCGAUCAUCUCGUCCAUCAACCCGCCCUUCCACGCGCCGGAGGCGACCGUCUGCUCCGCCCUCUCAGCCUUCACCGAAGUUCUUACUGCGGAGCUCAGGCCUCUCGGUGUCCCCGUCACCCACAUGCAGCUGGGCACCUUUUGA